Arabidopsis arenosa is the source of this 1970-nucleotide messenger RNA. Lineage: Eukaryota; Viridiplantae; Streptophyta; Magnoliopsida; Brassicales; Brassicaceae. The record is from the annotation of a GenBank genome assembly.
CAUCAUCAUCACUCAGCAGUGUCAAACAAUGGCACCAUCAAUGAAAGAAAUCUUUUCCAAAGAUAAUUUCAAGAAAAACAAGAAACUUAUCUUGCUAUCCUCCGCCGUAGCUUUGCUCCUCGUAGCCGCCGUCGCCGGAAUCUCCGCCGGAACUUCAAAAGCCAACGAAAAACGAACUCUAUCCCCGUCGUCUCACGCCGUGCUAAGAUCCUCCUGCAGCUCCACGCGUUACCCUGAGCUAUGUAUCUCCGCCGUGGCAACUGCCGGCGGCGUCAAGCUAACGUCGCAAAAAGACGUCAUCGAGGCAUCGCUGAACCUAACAAUAAUCGCCGUGGAGCACAAUUACUUCAACGUGAAGAAGCUGAUCAAGAAGAGGAAAGGACUAACGCCGCGCGAGAAGACGGCGCUUCAUGACUGUUUGGAGACUAUUGAUGAGACGCUGGACGAGCUCCAUGAAACGGUGGAAGAUCUACAUUUGUAUCCAACAAAAAAAACUCUCCGGGAACACGCCGGAGAUCUCAAAACCCUAAUCAGCUCCGCCAUUACCAACCAGGAGACUUGUCUCGACGGCUUCUCUCAUGACGUCGCCGAUAAGCAAGUUCGUAAAGCCUUGUUGAAGGGUCAGAUACACGUAGAGCACAUGUGCAGCAACGCUCUAGCAAUGAUCAAGAACAUGACUGAUACUGACAUAGCCAACUUCGAGCAAAAAGCUAAAAUAACCUCAAACAACCGUAAGCUCAAGGAGGAGAAUCAGGAAACUACGGUGGCCGUAGAUAUCGCCGGAGCCGGAGAGCUAGACGCGGAGGGAUGGCCGACUUGGUUAUCCGCUGGAGAUAGGAGGCUUCUUCAGGGUUCGACUGUGAAAGCCGACGCCACCGUCGCAGCUGACGGUAGCGGUACAUUUAAGACGGUGGCGGCUGCGGUUGCGGCGGCCCCCGAAAAUAGUAACAAGAGGUAUGUGAUACAUAUAAAAGCCGGAGUUUAUAGAGAGAAUGUGGAUGUUGCAAAGAAGAAAAAGAAUAUAAUGUUUAUGGGAGAUGGUCGGACGAGAACUAUUAUCACCGGAAGUCGAAACGUCGUCGACGGUAGCACCACUUUCCACUCCGCCACCGUUGCUGCUGUCGGCGAGAGAUUCUUAGCUCGUGACAUCACUUUCCAAAACACGGCGGGUCCGUCGAAGCACCAAGCGGUGGCUCUCCGUGUGGGUUCUGAUUUCUCCGCCUUCUACAACUGCGACAUGUUGGCUUAUCAAGACACUCUUUAUGUCCACUCUAACCGUCAAUUCUUCGUCAAGUGUAUCAUCGUCGGAACCGUCGACUUCAUCUUCGGAAACGCCGCCGUUGUGCUCCAAGACUGUGACAUUCACGCUCGCCGCCCCAACUCCGGCCAGAAAAACAUGGUCACAGCUCAGGGACGAACCGAUCCGAACCAGAACACAGGGAUCGUUAUCCAGAAAUGUAGGAUCGGUGCCACGUCGGAUUUACAGUCAGUGAAAGGUAGUUUUCCGACGUACUUGGGUAGGCCGUGGAAGGAGUAUUCACAAACGGUGAUAAUGCAGUCGGCUAUCUCCGACGUGAUUCGACCCGAAGGGUGGUCUGAGUGGACCGGGACUUUUGCGUUGAACACUCUGACUUAUAGAGAGUAUGCGAAUACAGGAGCAGGAGCUGGAACUGCAAAUAGAGUGAAGUGGGGGGGCUUUAAGGUAAUUACGGCUGCUGCUGAAGCUCAAAAAUAUACGGCUGGUCAGUUUAUUGGUGGUGGAGGCUGGUUAUCGUCGACCGGUUUCCCCUUCUCGCUCGGUCUUUGAGAGAUUGUUAUUGUGUAAUGUGUUCCUACGUAUUGUUGGCUACUAAAAUUAUUGAUUAUAUUGUAUGAAUCAAAUCGUGUUGUUCUCUUUGUUUUUUUUUGGGUUGUGUAUUUCUCUAGAUCGUAGUAUUAGAAACGAGGUGAAAUAAUGCGGAUUUUUUGCG